Oncorhynchus nerka (sockeye salmon) is the source of this 4433-nucleotide messenger RNA. RefSeq names its product GA-binding protein subunit beta-2-like. Lineage: Eukaryota; Metazoa; Chordata; Actinopteri; Salmoniformes; Salmonidae. The record is from RefSeq and is a predicted model, not a curated record. The transcript has 8 exons. Gene Ontology annotation, molecular function: transcription cis-regulatory region binding; protein binding. The coding region runs from base 915 to 2117 and encodes 400 amino acids. Gene Ontology annotation, biological process: positive regulation of transcription by RNA polymerase II. Gene Ontology annotation, cellular component: nucleus.
GGAUAAUGUAACACAUGGCCGGCUCUUGUUCGUUUUCACCACCGAGGCGUAUAAGAUGGCUACUCAUCGUCUCCAUCUCCACGCUUUUGCCAUGAAGAGAGCCUCCUGUUAUAGUGGGCUUUCAUGAUGUAGUAAUAGUAAACCAACCAGCUAGCUACAAUGUAACGACAAAACAAAAAAGUUCACAUCAAGCUAUUCACAUUUUAUUUUGUGUCCAACAGCACACUGCGUGAUUGUUUACGGAUGCAUACCUCCGAUCAACGCGAUUUUCAACAGUAUAACUAGCCUAUUAUUCCCUGUUAUGAAAAACUACCACCACUCAUACCAGCAUUGAGCGAUGCCAAAGGGUUUCGAGUGAUGUACGUUAGAUCUGUAGCAUAAUCAAUAACUUCUUUACUUUACAACAUGAAUUGUGUUGUGCUCAAAUGGGACAUCUGACAAGCAUAUAUCCGGGAUUGGCUCGACUCAUUCGCCUAAAUAAGCACGAGUCUGCAGCAACAACAAAAGCCCGUUUCUUCUCCAGAGAUGUGUAGCCAAGACACUCCACAGAACGAAAGCGCGCCCCUUUGCUGCCGUAUUUUUUGUUGUUGGUCUAUUUCACGAUCGAUAUCUUGCAUUACUAACGCCAAGUUGUUAAUCAAACCACAUUUGAUUUGUCACAUGCUUUGUUAACAGGUGUAGACAAACGGUGAGAUGAUUAGGGCCCUUCCCAACAACGCAGAGAGAAAAAUAGUAACACGAUGAAUAAAUGCACAAUGAGUAACGAGAUCAAUUGGCUAUAUACAUGUGGUACCAGUACCGAAUCCAUGUGCAGAGGUACGAGGUAGAUAUGUUACAUAUAGGUAGUGGUAAAGUGACUAGGAAACCGGAUAGAUGCUAAACAGUAGCCGCAGCAUAUGUGAUGAGUCAACGUUAUGUCGCUGGUGGAUUUGGGGAAGCGGCUCCUUGAGGCUGCACGGAAAGGCCAGGACGAUGAAGUCAGGACACUCAUGGCCAAUGGGGCUCCCUUCACCACAGACUGGCUGGGCACAUCUCCGUUGCACCUGGCCGCCCAACACGGGCACUAUUCCACUGCCGAGGUGCUGCUCAGGGCAGGCGUCAGCAGGGAUGCCCGAACCAAAGUGGACAGGACCCCUCUGCACAUGGCUGCUUCAGAGGGCCACAAUGUCAUCGUGGAUCUAUUAGUCAGGAGUGGCGCAGACAUUAAUGCCAAGGACAUGCUGAAGAUGACUGCUCUCCACUGGGCCGCCCAGAAUGGCCACCAAAGGGUAGCGGAGACGCUCGUGAAACAUGGCGCCGAUGUUCACGCUCUCAGUAAAUUUGAUAAGACGCCGUUUGACAUCGCAGGAGACAUCCAGAAUGCAGACCUUAUGCUCCUACUACAGGAGGGAAUGCAGAACCAGGUGAACAUGAACGCAGAGGCUGGCAUGACGGGGAGCUCGGCCCAGCCUCAGUUUAUCAUCCAGGGCAUCCCAGGGCUCCCGGGGGGUGUGGUCAACCUGGCAGACCUCCUCAACAACAUUAACUCGGCAGGUGACUCGGAGGAAGCCAUAGCAGCCAAUUCUUUGGACCCCGGCAGCAUCCAGCACAUGGUGAACGAGCAAGGUCAAAGGGUUAUCACGAUAGUGACCGACCAACACGGUAACCUACAGACUGGAGGGCUUGGUCAGCCAUUCUUUGUCACCAUGCAGCAUGGACAACAGAUGUUGGCGAUGCCAGCCAAUCAGGUGACAGAGGAGGUGGUUGAGGAGGAACCCCAGCCCCCGCCUGCCCGCAAGAGGAAACUAGAGGCCUCUGCCAACCACAUGGAGUCUGGAGACACGGAGCAGUUACAGAGGCAGCUGCAGGAGGCCAACCGGAAGGCCCAGGAGUACCGGCAGCAGCUGAUGUGCAAAGAGCAGGAAGCAGAGCAGUACCGUAUGAAGCUGGAGGCCAUGUCGCACAGCCAUACCAACGGCACCUCUGAGCAGGAAGAAGUGGUGGAGGAGGAGGAGGAGGAGGAGGUGGUGGUGCUCCAGGAGGGAGACAUCAUCAUUAAGACGGAGGAGCUGGACUCGGCCGAGGAGCAGGUGAUGCUGGUGGAGUCGGUGCCCUCCCACACAGAGGUCAUCUCAUAACGCCAGACAGACUGAUGUCACUGAUGGAAGGAGAAAUGGACACGAACUCAGGCAACGGGGCAGGCUAUCAGCUUUUUCCAUAGCUCUUUUAAGUUUUUCCCACCCAUCUGAGUUUUUUAAUGUUUUGUUUUGUUUGUACUAUAUUUACUUACUCUUUCUGCCGUUUCAGUCGUUUUUUUCUCUCCCUCAAUCAUGUUUUUUUUUAACAAGUAGCGAAGUGAGGAGCUGAAUAGGAGGUGCAUCACAGGUUGGUUGAGGAGCUGGAAUGGGACCUGCUCAGCCUGUGGAUAAGGUUUCCUGCCUGAAAAACGUGUAUGCUAUCUGAGAGAAACGGGUUACUCGGUCUCUUGUCUGUGGCGUCUGAGACAUGUCAGUGGUGUGGGAAAUACAUUUUCACGUUGCCAACUACAUAUCAUAAGAUGUCCAAGACGAGUCCAUCCGUGGUGCCAGAGGACCAGUCUGUGGAGAGAACACUUUUGUUUGUUUUCAGUUCUUUCGGGCCUCAAAAGUUGCCCUCUCCCUCACUCCUCCAUCCUACCACCUCCACCAUCAUGGGCUCCACUGCAAUGGGAAUUGUAUUUAAGAAUACCUAUUUGAAAAGUCUUACAGGACAAAUGACAGGGCAUGCAGUUGGCAACAGUCAUUCCCAGCAUUUAUUGGACUCCGCAUUCACAAUGUAGUAAUGAAUUGUUUCAAAGUCGGGAAUUGUUUUGACUUUCAUGGCACCACGUUAGCUUUGUCCUCUGUGGGUGUUAUGGUCCGUGCCACUUUGAGUGCAGCAGUGAUUAUAUUUUUACUGUUGCAAAAGCCACAACCCCCCACCCUCUCCCUGCUGAUGUCAAUACAAAGAAUAACGUCCUCCCGUUUCAAGGCCCCUGUGGCUUUAAUCACUAGUAGUCCCACUCCCCAAAGCCGGAGACGGACAGGAAUAAGGCUUUCAGAUUGCUGUGUCCUUCUGACAAUGACUAUGUCCCAUCACUUGUUUCUGCUACAGUUACUGUGCCGUUUUGUCUUCUCCCACCCUGAAUGAGAACGUGAACAACGUCUGGGUUAACAUUCAUCUCUCAGGGUUGAAGGGUGUUAAAGGAAAGUAAUCUCUGCCUGCUAUUCAGUGAGGGCCCAAUCUAAACUUGAGAUGCCAAAGCUGGUUUAAGUUGUGCCUACAUUUUGCAUUGACGUCAAUGGGAUAUUUCCACUGAAAUUAGAGUUCAGAUGUAUCGGAUGCUCUUGCCCAGGUUUAAAAUGACUUUAGUGGGUCUAACUGCAAUUUGAGUUGAACCAUGUUGAGCGACAGAUAUACACACACACCAAUUUGAAUAUUUAAAAUAAUGUUUCUGUACACUGAUCCUUGGUCAGUUUGAGAGGAGUACAUCUUGUAUAAUUAAUUUCCCACCAUGGCUAAUUGGGUGGAUGAAAUACACCACCGUUUCAGAAUUGAACCCCCCCCCAGACCACCCCUUUACUUGGCGGAAGAGGUCUGCUGUUUUGCUGGAAUACCGUUCCUAUGGCGGUCUCCAUUCACCCAUUGUAAACUUAGACCGCUCUCUUCCUUUGAGAAGUCGACGUUCUCCACGAGUAUGAUAUUUUUUUAUAAGCUCUCAGCAAGCCUUUUUAUUAUGUACAUAUAAAAUUGUAUUUUUAAGUGUAUCUGAAUGCUUUGGAAUGUAGACUGCUUAUAUAUGAUUUCUAAGCAUGUCGUCCCUUUCUUAGUUUAGCAUCUCUUUGCCAGAUUGUACAGGCGAACAUGUAUGCACCAAAUGAUUAAAUCAUUCCAUUUACCAUGAUUUGACGGGUUUAUAGAUCUACCUGUUUCGCUACUGCUCUCACAGUUGAGGGCACUUGACCGAGCCACGAAUGACUUUGUGUGGACUUUGCUUGCUUUGAUUAAAAAGUAUGAAACGGCCUUUUAAAAAUGUUACAACUGGUAUCUGGAACAUGCUUUGAAGUGUUUGCUCAAUAACUUCGGUCUUCUCAGAGAUUGAGAACCGGUGGCGCUGGACCAUUUCCUCCAUUUUUUUUGUUGUUUUAGACAUUGUUCCAUAUUGACCAGCAGGUGGCACUACACUUUAACGGACUGAUCUGGUCUGAAAUGAAAUUGAGCAGGGAUCAUAUCUAUAUUUCUUACCCUCAAAUGAGUCGAUUUGCUGCUAAUACAGAAAGUGAAACGACUGUAGUGUCGCACGGUAACGUUGAAGCUUUUAUUAAAUGCAUUCCAUUUUCUAACUCAUUUAUGUAAGGUGAUAUUUCACUUGUACUGCCUACCAGGAUAACAUAAUUGAAAAUAAAAUACAAGCUCGUACCUGCAAAUGAUGUGGA